GGCUUUUUGAUCUACCGGUAGUGCCCUUGUGCUUCGUCUUCCUACGUUGAUCUCAUACAACCCCCCACCCCCUCUUCCUCCUUCUCUUCCUUUUUCGUACUGUUGGGACCCCACUGGAUGAUGGACCAACAGCUUGGAAGCGUUGGCAGCGAUGAAGCGGGCAAUUGAACAAGCAGGAUCUGUGUGCGCUGGCUGGAUCUCGUCCUGCUUGUACUGCCCGGGCUCCGGGGGCGAUGAUGAAAGCUUCCGCCACCAACAGUCUUUGAAGCAAAAGGGGGCUGAGCGAGAGAUGAAAAUAUGUCAUACGCAACCUCAUCUCGUACCCCCGAUGAUGCUGGAGGUCGACAAUACUCUCCCAAGGCCAUGUCCACCGCCCCGAGCGUCGUCCAUCCCCUCAUGGAAACUGGAUAGUAGGUUAGGGACGCAGGCAUGCAGGCGAGCGAGUUUCUCUUUGAAGAGAAAAUCGACUGCCCCUCUACGAAUCAGUGGCCCAUCGGAAUUCAGAACAGUGUCCAGCUUUGCAACUUCUCCCAAGGGAUUCCAUCCUGACAGCUUCAUUCUCUUGACUCCUGAACAAUUUCGACCUCUCAAGCUAAGCUUCGAGUCUAUUGACAAUCAAUUGCCGGAUCUUCCCGAAUUUGAGAAAUAUCAUAUAGAGGGAGAACGUCCAGCGCUUGCACGACCCCCUCGCACUCUAAGAACUUCUGUCGAUUUGUCCCGUAUAUCCCGCUCCAAAUCUCACCGACCUUCGUCUUCCUUUCAAUUAGCACGGAAACCCGUCGGGUCAGGAUCCCGGCGAUCUUCUCUAGCUACUCUGGAGCAGCUCAUGGACAAACAAGUUCCUACGGCCAACCCCUUGAUCCCUCACUUUUCUACCCGUUCACACGCAGUUACUGGUCUGACUGCUAGCCUAAACCAUCCCACUUUGACCACGCUGGACUCAAACAAUGGUUGUGAGCCAGCAGUGUUGAAACCAGAGCCUCCUAAAGAGCCGCAAGCAAGCAGAGUCACCAUGCCCCCUAGGACUCCCACCAGCACCGCCAGUACCACCCUGCAGGACAGGCCAUUACCACCUAUCCCGGUCGAAGGUUCUCCUUUAUCAGGCACCACCCAACGACCCCCGACGACACCGACUGAGACCCGACCACCCACCACUCCUUCUGAGAACCGUGAUCAUACACCAGCAACAACAACACCACCCCGAUCCAGCCGCGUCACCCAAUGGCUCUUUCAAACAAGCAACAGGCCCUCCUCACCUUCAUCAUCCCCAUACCCUUGGAAAUCCACUGUCACCGACAAGAACCCCUUCCGUAUUCGCUCCCGUAAUCUCAGCGGAUCAACGUUCACCUCAGCUCUAACAGGUGGCUUUAAGACCACUCCAUCCUUAUCUAGCAACACUACAGCCGCCACUCCGUUCCGACCAUCCCACAGCGAGUCCAACCUUGAAAAGGAGCUUGACAUGUCUACGUCCUUUUCUCGGCCCUAUCUACCUAAACAAGCGGAUGAGCCCGCCGUCUAUCCUACAAUAUUCGAGGCCCCACAACAUCAGCAGAAUGGCUAUGAUGAAUUCGAUCACAACUACUAUACGAAUUAUCGUCGCUCUGCUGUUGGUUUGGCAUUCUAGAGAGCGUAUGUGUGGUGUUCGUGUAUAUACCUUCCAUGUUCGCACCUUCCUGAGUCAUUAAAAUGUUAUUUGGUAAUAAUUUCUCGGUUUGUUAUAUCCCUCUUUGUCUUAACGUCUAACUAUGAUUGACUCUUGUCUCUUUUGAGUCCCAUAAUUUCUUCUUUGCCUCUUGGCCUUUUGCCGGUGGAGAGGAGAUUCCAGGGAGCAAAUUUCAUAUGGGUGUUGCGGAUAACCUCUCGUAGUUCAUUGCCUUGCGCACUACUCCGUAUACAGCUAAUUAAAGUAGGUCGGGACCUACAUUUUACAAUAAGCCAGGUAGCAUACAAAGUACCUAGGGUUAAUAUGCCAAGGCGGUCGAAGAAGGACGUAAAUGCAAGAAG
This is a messenger RNA of Aspergillus alliaceus, 2004 nucleotides long. RefSeq lists its product as uncharacterized. NCBI's taxonomy places the organism in Eukaryota, Fungi, Ascomycota, Eurotiomycetes, Eurotiales, Aspergillaceae. The transcript is spliced from 2 exons. The coding region runs from base 152 to 1624 and encodes 490 amino acids. The record is from RefSeq and is a predicted model, not a curated record.